This is a messenger RNA of Myripristis murdjan (pinecone soldierfish), 7986 nucleotides long. RefSeq names its product clustered mitochondria (cluA/CLU1) homolog a (gene cluha). The record is from RefSeq and is a predicted model, not a curated record. The transcript is spliced from 27 exons. The coding region runs from base 212 to 4450 and encodes 1412 amino acids. Gene Ontology annotation, cellular component: cytoplasm. Gene Ontology annotation, molecular function: protein binding; mRNA binding. Gene Ontology annotation, biological process: organelle organization; intracellular distribution of mitochondria. NCBI's taxonomy places the organism in Eukaryota, Metazoa, Chordata, Actinopteri, Holocentriformes, Holocentridae.
GAGGGAGGAGAAACCACGUGUGACUACCAUGUACAGCACUGUCCUUCCUCGGCAGACUUGUUUUUGUAAGCUCGUACCCUUCGCAUGUAGCUAGCUAGCCUGUUAGCAGGAGAGGAACCACUUUUCUCACAGUCACGUCAGAGUCGCGAUUUCGACCAGCGGGUCUCUGUUGUCACCUCUGAAGCGCUAGGUGCCACACUGACCGCCGACCAUGGUGAGCAAGACGGAUGACAUCCCGGCGUCAGUGCCCAACUGUAAUCCGGUUGAUCUUGCAGAUGAAGGGGAUGGAGCCCAGGACAGUAAAGAAACCAGCAAGACGUCGAUGAAGGAUUCUUGCGCUUGCGGGCACAGUGCAGGUACAGCAAUGAUGAAUGGUGGCGGGGCGCAUGAGCACAUGGAGGAGGCAGAAUCCAAGCAGGAUGGGAGCGGUGAGGCGGAUGGAGGGGAGGAGUCUAACGAACAGGAAGUGAUAGUGAUCCAGGACACAGGAUUCACUGUUAAGAUCCAGGCCCCUGGAACAGAGCCCUUUGACCUCCAGGUGUCUCCACAGGAGAUGGUGCAGGAGAUCCAUCAGGUGAUGAUGGACCGUGAGGACACCUGCCACCGCACCUGCUUCUCCCUGCAGCUGGACGGUAACGUGCUGGACAACUUCGCUGAGCUCAAGUCCAUCGAGGGGCUGCAGGAGGGCUCACUGCUCAAAGUGGUGGAAGAGCCAUAUACAGUACGUGAAGCCCGCAUUCAUGUGCGCCACAUCAGAGAUCUGCUGAAAAGUCUCGACCCUUCAGAUGCCUACAAUGGAGUGGACUGCAACUCCCUCUCUUUCCUUAGCAUCUUCACUGAUGGAGAUCUGGGAGAUAGUGGCAAGCGAAAGAAAAAGGGCAAUGAGCUGGAGCAGAUUGACUGCACGCCCCCAGAGCACAUCCUCCCUGGCAGCAAAGAGCGCCCCCUGGUGCCCCUCCAGCCGCAGAACAAGGACUGGAAGCCUAUGCAGUGCCUGAAGGUCCUGACCAUGAGUGGCUGGAACCCUCCGCCAGGGAACAGGAAGAUGCAUGGCGACCUUAUGUACCUGUACAUAGUGACAGUGGAGGAGCGCCAUGUCAGCGUCACUGCCUCUACCCGCGGCUUCUACCUCAACCAAUCUACUACCUACACCUUCAACCCUAAACCAGCCAACCCCAGCUUUCUGAGCCAUUCUCUGGUGGAGCUGCUGAGCCAGAUCAGCCCUGCCUUCAAGAAGAAUUUCACUGCCCUGCAGAAGAAAAGGGUCCAGAGGCAUCCGUUUGAGAGGAUAGCCACACCUUUCCAGGUGUAUAGCUGGACAGCGCCGCAGGUGGACCAUGCUAUGGACUGUGUUCGAGCUGAAGACGCCUACACCUCUCGGCUGGGUUAUGAGGAGCACAUACCUGGACAGACCAGAGAUUGGAAUGAGGAGCUUCAGACCACCAGAGAGCUGGCCCGCAAAAACCUGCCUGAACGCCUGCUGAGGGAAAGAGCCAUAUUCAAGGUCCACAGUGACUUUGCGGCAGCUGCUACUCGUGGUGCUAUGGCAGUGAUUGAUGGCAAUGUGAUGGCCAUCAACCCAGGUGAGGAAACACGCAUGCAGAUGUUCAUCUGGAACAACAUAUUCUUCAGCCUGGGCUUUGAUGUACGUGACCACUAUCGUGAGCUGGGUGGAGAUGCUGCUGCCCACGCAGCGCCCACCAAUGAUCUGAAUGGUGUGCGAGCUUAUGGGGCGGUGGAUGUUGAGGGCCUGUACACGCUGGGGACAGUGGUUGUGGACUACAGAGGCUACCGUGUCACGGCCCAGUCCAUCAUCCCAGGCAUCCUGGAGCGCGAGCAGGAGCAGAGUGUCAUCUACGGCUCCAUUGACUUUGGCAAGACAGUCGUGUCCCAUAGCAAAUAUCUGGAGCUGCUGGAGAAAACCAGUAGGCCGCUCAAGGUUCAGAGACACGGGGUGCUGAACGAGAAGAAUGAGACAGUGGAGCUGUGCUCCUCGGUCGAGUGCAAAGGCAUCAUUGGAAAUGAUGGGCGACACUACAUUCUGGACCUUCUUCGUACCUUCCCUCCUGAUCUCAACUUCCUGCCUGUGGAGGGAGAGGAGUUGCCUCCAGAGAGCCAGCGCCAAGGCUUCCCCCGCCAGCACCGCCACCGCCUGGCUUGUCUUCGCCAAGAGCUCAUUGAAGCGUUUGUUGAGCACAGAUAUCUUCUCUUCAUGAAGAUGGCAGCAUUGCAGCUCAUGCAGCAGAAAGCAAACAAGGACACUAACAAGACAUCCUCCUCUGAUGCACCUGCUCUGCCCACAACAGAAACCUCUGAAAGCUCUUCCAUAACAACCACAGAGACUCUGACAGAUACGAAUGCUGAUGCUGCUCAGAUGCAGAAACCUGCUUCUGAUGCACUUCAGGCACCUGCUACAGAAGGAGCAGACCAGACAGAUGGCAGCACCUCUGCCACCUCACAGACAACGACUGCCAAUGCUGAAGACUCCAAGCCUGCCGCCAAUGGGCCCUUGGAGCCCACAGCCACACAGAACGGGGAGUGCAAGAGCCUACUGGAGGGUAAGGAGGCUGAGGAAAGUAUCCCGGAAUUAGCCCAGGCCAAAGAGCUGGCGGAGUCCUUAGUUGCCGAAGAUGGAUCUGGUAUUGACCCCAAAAGCCGUGAGGUGGUCCUCAAUGCCUGCAAGGCAGUUGGCUCAAUCAGCAACACUUCAUUCGACAUUCGUUUCAACCCUGACAUCUUCUCCCCAGGAGUGCGUUUCCCAGAGGACAGUGCAGAGGACGUCCAGAAACAGAAGCAGCUACUGAAAGACGCCGCUGCCUUCUUGGUGUCCUGCCAGAUCCCCUCACUGGUGAAAGAUUGCUUGGAUCACAGCGCCCUGCCCAUGGAUGGAGCCACACUGACAGAAGCCUUGCACCAACGGGGCAUCAAUGUCCGCUAUUUGGGCACUGUACUGGAGUUUGUGGACAAGACCCCUGCCAAGGCCCAGCUGGAACACUUCUAUAGAAUAGGAAUCAGUGAGCUGAUCACCAGAUGUGCAAAACAUAUCUUCAAGACAUACCUCCAGGGUGUGGAGUUGUCUGCUCUCUCUGCUGCUGUUAGCCAUUUCCUCAACUGUUUCCUGAGCUCUUUCCCUGACGCCGUUGCCCACUUACCUCCCGAUGAGCUUGUGUCACGCCGCAAGAACCGCAAACGUCGCAACAGGGUCCCAGGAGGUGGUGACAACACGGCGUGGGCUAGCCUGACGCCCAGUGAGCUGUGGAAGAACAUUGCCUCUGAGGCACAGAGCUACUAUCACUUCACCAUACAGUGUGAAAGUGUGGACCAGGCGGUGGAGAAAUAUGGCCUUCAGAAAAUCACUCUGCUCAGAGAAAUCUCUAUCAAAACUGGCAUCCAGAUUCUGAUAAAGGAGUACAACUAUGACAGCCGCCACAAACCCACCUUCACAGAGGAGGACAUCCUGAACAUUUUCCCAGUUGUGAAGCAUGUAAACCCCAAAGCCUCUGAUGCCUUCCAUUUCUUCCAGAGUGGCCAGGCCAAGGUGCAGCAAGGUUUUCUGAAAGAGGGCUGUGAGCUGAUCAACGAGGCCCUCAACCUCUUUAACAAUGUCUAUGGAGCCAUGCAUGUGGAGAUCUGUGCAUGUCUGCGCCUGUUGGCACGCCUUAAUUACAUCAUGGGAGACCAUCCUGAGGCUCUAAGCAACCAGCAAAAGGCUGUUCUGAUGAGUGAAAGAGUGCUGGGUAUCGAGCACCCCAACACUAUUCAAGAAUAUAUGCACUUGGCUCUGUACUGCUUUGCCAACGGCCAGCUGUCCACUGCCCUCAAGCUGCUUUACCGUGCCCGUUACCUCAUGUUGCUGGUGUGCGGGGAGGACCACCCAGAGAUGGCACUGCUCGAUAGUAACAUUGGGCUGGUACUGCAUGGAGUGAUGGAGUACGAUUUAUCUCUCAGAUUCCUAGAGAAUGCCUUGGCCAUCAACACAAAAUAUCACGGACCCCGGUCCCUCAAAGUGGCCCUCAGUCAUCAUUUGGUUGCACGGGUUUAUGAGAGCAAGGCUGAGUUCCGCUCCGCACUACAGCAUGAAAAGGAAGGCUACACCAUUUACAAGAAUCAGGUGGGUGAGGCCCAUGAGAAAACUAAGGAGAGCUCAGAGUACCUGAAGUACCUCACCCAGCAGGCUGUGGCGCUUCAGAGAACCAUGAAUGAGAUCUACAAGAACGGCUCCAAUGCUAGCAUCAUGCCCCUAAAGUUCACUGCUCCCAGCAUGGCCAGUGUCCUGGAACAGCUCAAUAUCAUCAACGGCAUCAUCUUUAUACCUCUCAGCCAAAAGGAUCUGGAGAACCUAAAGGCAGAGGUCCAGAGGCGGCAGCAGCUGCAGGAAUCUGGGAAGAUUGAGGAGCACAUUGAAGACAGCCCAAUGGAACUAGAGGACAAAAUUCCCAUUGAUGAUUAAAUGUCUAAAGCCCUCAACACAGCUACUUUCUGCUAGGGGGGAGGCCGUGAUGCAACAGCCAUGUCACUGAGCCUGUGGACCCAAGAAACCGAGCAGUCUAAAAUCAACAUUGAAAUAAAGGGGGGAGGUUUGGGUCAGGGCAGUCAAGAGAACAUCUGUAUGAACUGUAGGUAGGAGUUAAGGAAGGAAGGAAGGACAAGGAAUACAGAAAUUUCCUGCAAGGAAGGAAGGAAGGAAGGAAGUAAGGGAGGGAGGAGAAAGUGUGAACAACCUAGAAUCAAUGUAAUGUGCAAUCUGAAAAAUCCCCGGCCCAAGAACUUGGCGAGGAGGCAGAGCAAAAGCCACUCCGGUAUCUGCUGCUUCCCAUACGGUAGCGUAUGAAAGAGUGAUUGUAGCCGGGGAGGGAGACCAAGGAUGACCAUGACAUUGUAUACCAGAGCCUUAUCCACUGUACCAUAUACUCCCAAUACUGCUUCUGCUCAGCCCUCACUCCCCACAGCACUCUUAGCCCAGGACCACACUUUGCCCCUCCUCCAAGACACCAGGGCAUAGCAUUUCACUGUGGCCACCCCCCACUGGUGCUUGAAAUUAUAACGCACUCACCCUGUCCUAGAACUCAGGGGAAAUUUCUACUGUGCACUAAGACCAGAAAACAGUCACUAAAUUGGAGAUUUUUCACGUGGGGCUUCAGAAUGUAAAUUCCCUUCUCACUGGCUUUUUUGAACCGCUCUCCAGCAUUCAUCCAUCAUUCUCAAGCGUCCCUGAUGGUUAAUUAAAAUCGUUCCAUCAUUUUGUCUUUCUAUCAUCCCAGGUGGGUGCCUGCUGUGUCCUGUGGUUCCUAUUUGUGCAUACAGACACAGUGACACAUUUGUGAGCUUUCAAACAAUCGUUGAGAUUGAUUUGAUUUGCUACUUUUUUUCUUUCCUCCAGUAAAUAAAAUGGAUUAGCCUUUUGUAAAAGCGCACAAGAGGGUUAAGAAGCCAUUCUAGGCCUGUUAAUCAUUAAUUAAUUUAAGCCAUGUCUGUUUUAUAGAAAAUAUAUAAAAGUGGAAAAGAUGUAUAAAUCUUUAUUGGAUUUAGACCGGUACUUGAUCAAUGUUAAUGGAAACGCAGAUUUGAAAACGUCCAGCUUAAGCAGUAGAUUUAUCUGUCUAUAUACUAGCUGUGUUCAAUCUUCUAUUUUUCCACUUUGAAAGAAUAUGUGCAUGUGUGUGUGUACGUGUGACUGUGUGUAUGUAUGUGUGUGUGUGUCUCUGUAGUCUGACAGAAACUCUAUGGAGUUAGGAAUGCUACUGUUGCUGCUGCUGCAUAGUUUCACUAGAGGUUAAGUGAGCAAUGGCUUUCCAGAUGUUUUAUUUUUCUACACCUAGUAAACCUGUCAGAUGACUGUUGCUUUUCUUGACACAUUCAUGGCCAGCAAUGUUGUAAAUCUGCUUAUGUAUCAAUUGGCUACGACGUGAACAUCUUCACACUUGAUAAAUUUUGUCCCAAAUGAGCAGUUGGUGCUGCAGAAUAGCACCAAGACAAUAAAAGUGAAAUGAAAACAACUGCAUUAGGAGAAAAAAGGGGUUGUCAACAUUAGCUGUAGUGAAUAUGUUGUCAUUGGUUUAAUUUUUUCCCCCCCAUUGUUGAACCAUAUCUACUUGAGUGGAACUGAGACAAAACCAGCCAGGAGCGUCUUUCCUUGAGCAGUAUUUAGUGCACGUCCUCGUGCUGUUUGUGUGUGUGAACACACACACAGCACCACCAAAAAGUGGACAAAGAAGGGCUGCUUCAAUGUAUUGUACCAAAAAUGACUGAUAAAGGUUUGUUUGCGCUUGUAUACAUGCAAUGUGUCUCUCUCAUGGCAUUUUGUUUAAUUGUUGCCGUGUCUAAAUGUAUGUGAUUAAAGCAAUAGAGAUGGUGCUGGAACUGAUUUUUAGAAGUGCAGUUUUUUUUUUCUUUUUCUUUUUCUUUUCUUUCUUUCUUUUUUUUUUUUUUACAAGGCGCAAUUGAAGAUUGACUGCUGUAUUGGUUGAAACUUCCUCCAGAUAAGCAAGCCUUAUGAGCAUUAAAAAAAGGCGAGCUUCUAAAACAGGGCAAUGAAGUUCGUACAGUGAUUUUCUUGAUUAUGCUCCUGAAAUGUAACGUGAUACAUCAAUAGCAGACCAUGGUGUGUAUAUUUGUGCCUGUUAUUUAUGCUUCAGAAUGGAACCAGGGUGAUAAAAAUGAAACCGUGACUCUCUUUUUAAAGGUAAAAUACUGCCUCUUGAUUUUGGUUUUCUGACCCUCUUUGAAGUUCAUUAUGUUUCUGUCUGCUUUCCAAUCAUUUCUCUUGCUUUUCCCUGAGUGUCAGUCUAGUCCUGCUCAGCCAUUAUACCCACAGUGCCCAUGGGGUGGCACCCUAGCAGUUGUCUCCUUGUUUUUAGGAAGUACCAAUGACGUAAAUGAUUGGGAGCGAUGCUUUGCCAGUACACAGUACACACAAUUAUACACAUGCUUCAGUUGGAUUUUUGGAAAUAAAAUGAGGGGUAUUUUGUUUUAUUUUGUUCUUGUUUUGUUUUUCAGAAAAAUUGAUAUAUUGGCCCACGAUUCCAAAGACUGCUACUUGUUGAACAUGUCUGGAACUUGUUGAAAUCCCAACAAAAAUCAGUCUAUUGUCUGGGGACUUUAACAGUUUGAUAUAGAAUAAACUCAACGAGAGUGAUGAAACUUAUUUGCUGAGAUAUGUUGCUGUUUUAUGGAUCAUUGUAUUACAGUGCUUCUGUUUAGUUGAAGAGGCACUAAUUUUACUCUACUAGUAGAGUACAGCUGUGUAUCAUUUCUGUUUUGAAUUGUUUAGCUAUAUACCUCCUGAUAUCUUUUUAAGUGCAUGAGAAAGUGAUUAAUGCCAUUAGAUGUGUAUUACUGGUUAAGCUUCAGUGAAACAGUCCAAUACGAUGUAUGGUUUACUUUUAGAAGAUCAAAGUGUUUCCUGUUGUCAGUUCAUUUGCAGUGUAAUUUAACCUUUAUUUGCAUUGAAAAUUAUCUGAAUGUCUCAAACACAAAGCAGUUAUGGAAUCUGAAUGUUGACUGAAGUGUCUGCUAAAUACAGAUUACAAUAAUUCCUUAUAUAAUCAUUUCAGGUUUUGAUUUGGUCUCUUAUAACAAAGCUUCUCCAAUGUGACGGUCCCUCUGCCCUAAUCCAUCUUUGAUCUAAGAUUACAGAGAGCUUAAAAAGAAACCAUUACAUAGACAGAGGGCCAUCCUCAUGGAGACACUUGUCUUUAUUGUGGAAAAAAGGCCUCUAAUAUAUCCCAUCACCUUUUUCUACUGCUCACUGGUCAUAUUGUAAUGUCUCUGUGUGACACUUAAAAUGAUGAUUGUCUGAGGCUUCUGUGUUUUCUCAGCUGAUGAGAUUUCCUCUGCACACACCGGCUUCUUGGGCCUAGUGUUUUGAGUCUGCUUCCCCUAAUAUGUGGCACUUGUCUCUUGCUCUUUACAAAAUAACAAUCUAAUUAUUUUUUUGGUCUGAGUAUGCUUUUAUAUUAAAAUGAAUAAAGGAAAACUAGUAAAUAA